CCGCGAAGAGAGAAUUCGAAAGCGAAUUUAACGAUCGGCUAAUGUACAGUUAGAGUGGCUGCACGAUCGCGGAGACUGACUCGGUGCGAUAAAAAGCAUACGGGGAUAGCGGUACCACCAACCAUGUUCACUCGCGGCGUGUACUCUCUGCGUAUGCACAGGCAUCCUAUACAUACACCCGAGCAGACGUGUCAACCUGUUGUUAGGUUGAAGUGUCAAUCUGUUUCAAACAUCAGAAACUCGAAAUAAUACGAUAAAGUCGGUUACACGUAGCUGUGCUGAUAAAGACAAAAAAAUGAUAGUUUUGGAAGUUUAAUCGGCCCUCUCUUUUAAAAGGAUUGACUGCACGAUGGCAAAUAUUAGUGGUAGAGUCGCCAGAGAAGGCGAUAAAUCUGACAAAUUGAAAGAGGAUAAACAAAACGAAAAGGAUGAAACAAACUGGUGGAUUCUUUUUACAAUUAUUCUUCUACUGACAGCGGCAACAAGAUUUUAUAAGGUCACUGAACCUGAUCAUGUAUGUUGGGAUGAAACGCAUUUUGGCAAAAUGGGUAGUUGGUACAUUAACCGGACCUUCUUCUUUGACGUACACCCACCUUUGGGAAAAAUGCUCAUUGGACUAUCAGGGUACCUAACAGGCUAUGAUGGUACUUUUCCUUUUGAAAAACCUGGUGAUAAAUAUGAAGAUGUUAAUUAUAUAGGCAUGAGAAUAUUUUGUACAUUUUUGGGAGCUAGUAUAGUACCUUUAACAUUUUUAACUGUAUGGGAACUAACUAAAUCUACAACAGCAGCAUUUUUGUCAGCUAGCUUAGUUUUGUUUGAUAUUGGUUUACUCACAUUGAAUCAAUAUAUUCUAUUGGAUCCUAUUCUCUUGUGCUUCAUGAUGUGUGCUACGUAUGGCAUGGUACGUGUGGGAUCUUUGUAUAAAGAACCAUUCACAUUUUCAUGGUGGUUUUGGAUGACUUUCACUGGAAUAUCUCUUGCAUGUACAAUUAGUGUUAAAUUUGUUGGAUUAUUUGUAGUUUUAUUAGUAGGAUUUUAUACAAUUUAUGAACUUUGGAGGGAAUUAGGAGAUUUAAAUCAAUCUGUGAUCACUGUGGCAAAGCACUUAAUUGCAAGAAUAAUUUGUUUGAUAAUAAUACCUGUAAUGUGCUACAUGCUUUUUUUCUAUAUACAUCUCGCUGUCUUGAAUAAAAGUGGCAAUGGGGAUGGAUUUUAUAGUUCAGAAUUCCAGUCUCUACUUGAAGGAAAUUCUUUGUAUAAUGCAUCUAUGCCUAGACAUUUAGCUUAUGGUGCCAAAGUCACUUUGAAAAAUCAUCGUACUGGUGGUGGUUAUUUACAUUCCCACUGGCACCUAUAUCCUGAGGGGGUUGGUGCUCGUCAACAACAAGUUACUACAUACUCUCAUAAAGAUGAUAAUAAUUUCUGGUUAAUUAAAAAAUAUGAUAGUGAAGACAUUCCAUCAGAGCCUGUUCUGAUAAAACAUGGUGAUCUAGUACGCUUAGAACAUGUUAUUACUGGACGCAAUUUACAUUCCCAUAAAGAAUUUGCUCCUUUGUCAAAAAAGCAUUACCAAGUAACUGGAUACGGAGAGUCUGGGAAAGGUGAUGCGAAUGAUGUCUGGAAAGUAAUCAUAAAUCAUGGUCAAGAAGGAGAUUUGGUAGAAACAGUUACAAGUAAACUUAAAUUUGUUCAUUAUCUAAAUCAUUGUGCUUUAACAUCAAGUGGAAAAACAUUACCCAAAUGGGCUUACAGUCAACAGGAAGUAAGUUGCAAUCCUAACAUAAGAGAUAAAAAUGCCUUGUGGAACAUUGAAGACAAUAAUUAUGAUAAGUUGCCAAAUGUCAGCUUUCAAGUAUAUGCACCAGGGUUCUUGAAACGAUUUUUCGAAUCUCAUGCAGUUAUGUUGCAAGGUAACUCAGAUUUAAAAAUCAAAGAAGGUGAAGUUACUUCAAAACCGUGGCAGUGGCCAAUAAAUUAUAGGGGUCAGUUUUUCUCUGGAAAUAACAUUAAAAUCUAUCUUCUUGGUAAUCCAGUCAUUUGGUGGUCCAACAUCGGUUUUCUAUUAAUUUUCGCGAUCGUUUACUUGAACGCAUGUAUACGUGAACAAAGAGGACUUGAAGAAGAUCCAGCCCUUGUGAGCCAACGAAAAACCAUAAUGAACGCGGGAAGCUGGCUUUUUAUCGGAUGGAUACUUCAUUACUUGCCUUUUUGGGCAAUGACUCGCAUCCUUUAUUUCCAUCAUUAUUUUCCAGCUUUGAUAUACAGUUCAAUGCUCACAGGAACUACUAUAAAUUAUAUUUUAGAUAGUAUUUUAUUGAUACUACCAGAAAAAAUAGGUAAAACUAUUUAUCACAUUUUACUGGGUUUGGUCGCCUAUGCAAUUAUUUACAGUUUCUACUUAUUUUCGCCAUUGGCAUAUGGCAUUGAGGGUUUACCGGCUACUGACCCAAAAAGUCCUUUACAUUCAUUACAUUGGUUGGAUUCUUGGGAAUUUUAAAAAUUCUCUGUUGAAAAUAGA
Molecule: messenger RNA, 2518 nt
Organism: Trichogramma pretiosum
Lineage: Eukaryota; Metazoa; Arthropoda; Insecta; Hymenoptera; Trichogrammatidae
Gene: twisted
Product: protein O-mannosyl-transferase 2
Exons: 13
Coding region: 350-2497 (715 amino acids)
Biological process (GO): protein O-linked glycosylation via mannose
Cellular component (GO): endoplasmic reticulum; membrane
Molecular function (GO): dolichyl-phosphate-mannose-protein mannosyltransferase activity
Source: RefSeq, a predicted model, not a curated record